This is a messenger RNA of Chaetomium globosum CBS 148.51, 252 nucleotides long. RefSeq lists its product as uncharacterized. NCBI's taxonomy places the organism in Eukaryota, Fungi, Ascomycota, Sordariomycetes, Sordariales, Chaetomiaceae. The record is from RefSeq and is a predicted model, not a curated record. The coding region runs from base 1 to 252 and encodes 83 amino acids. The transcript has a single exon.
AUGCAGCUUUCAUCAAUUUUCCUGUCGGCGACUGCCCUAAUCGGUCAAGUAGCCGCGGUUGGUUACCACCUCCAUGGGGGUGGCCCAGCGUCCCUAUAUGGUCCCGCCAGAAUUAAACUAGGCGGCGGCUGGAACACAGGUGUGGUCGGAUUCACCUUCAACCCGAAUUACCCGCCUGCCGAGAUCCGCGUGGAUGAGGAGGGGGACAUUGGGAGCAGGUUCUUUGCCGCGCGCGAGAUCCGCGCCAACUAA